AUGGUGUCUGUGGAGGAGAUUCGCAACGCUCAGCGUUCCAAAGGCCCGGCCACUAUCUUGGCUGUCGGCACAGCCACUCCUCCCAACUGUGUAACACAAGCUGAGUAUCCGGAUUAUUACUUCCGUAUCACCAACAGCGAGCACAUGACUGACCUCAAAGAGAAAUUCAAGCGCAUGUGUGAUAGAUCGAUGAUAAAAAAACGUUACAUGCACUUGACUGAGGAGUUUUUGAAAGAGAAUCCGAACAUGUGUGAAUACAUGGCACCAUCACUGGAUGCGAGACAGGAUAUUGUGGUGGUGGAAGUGCCGAAGCUUGGAAAAGAUGCGGCGAAGAAAGCCAUAGCUGAAUGGGGACAACCGAAAUCCAAAAUCACUCAUCUCGUUUUCUGCACUACGUCAGGUGUCGACAUGCCCGGAGCAGAUUACCAGCUGACGAAGCUCUUAGGUCUUAAACCGUCUGUGAAGCGGUUGAUGAUGUAUCAGCAAGGUUGCUUCGCCGGCGGGACGGUCCUCCGUUUAGCGAAGGAUCUUGCUGAGAAUAACAAGAAUGCUAGAGUUCUUGUUGUUUGCUCUGAAAUUACUGCCGUGACUUUCCGUGGUCCGUCAGAGACUCAUCUGGAUUCUCUCGUUGGACAGGCGCUCUUCGGUGACGGAGCCGCGGCGAUGAUUAUCGGCGCGGAUCCGGAUUUGACCGUGGAGCGUCCCAUCUUCGAGAUUGUUUCUGCUGCUCAGACGAUUCUUCCGGACUCCGACGGCGCCAUUGACGGACAUCUUCGUGAAGUAGGGCUCACUUUUCAUUUGCUGAAAGAUGUUCCUGGGAUUAUUUCAAAGAACAUUGAGAAGAGCUUGGUGGAAGCUUUUGAACCGAUUGGGAUUAAUGAUUGGAAUUCGAUUUUUUGGGUUGCGCAUCCGGGUGGACCGGCUAUUUUAGACCAGGUGGAGGAAAAACUCCGGUUGAAGGAAGAGAAACUCCGGUCUACUAGGCAUGUGUUAAGUGAGUACGGAAAUAUGUCUAGUGCGUGUGUUUUGUUUAUUUUGGAUGAAAUGAGGAAGAGGUCUAAGGAAGAAGGGAAGGUUACGACCGGUGAAGGGUUGGAGUGGGGGGUUUUGUUUGGGUUUGGACCGGGUUUGACGGUUGAGACCGUUGUUCUUCAUAGUGUGCCGGUUCAGGCUUGA
Messenger RNA from Lathyrus sativus (Indian pea), 1176 nucleotides. Lineage: Eukaryota; Viridiplantae; Streptophyta; Magnoliopsida; Fabales; Fabaceae. The record is from the annotation of a GenBank genome assembly.